Messenger RNA from Benincasa hispida (wax gourd), 2238 nucleotides. RefSeq names its product pentatricopeptide repeat-containing protein At1g08070, chloroplastic-like. Gene Ontology annotation, biological process: RNA modification. The record is from RefSeq and is a predicted model, not a curated record. Lineage: Eukaryota; Viridiplantae; Streptophyta; Magnoliopsida; Cucurbitales; Cucurbitaceae. Gene Ontology annotation, molecular function: RNA binding; protein binding.
AAUCACUCCCAUGCCGAGCCACUGCCAAAGUUCCCACCGGAUUUCCGGUGGCUGUAGAGGAUCGUUCUUUGGCAGAUGUCGGGAUUCUGAAUUUCUUCUUGUUAAGGUCUCAAUAUGCUUCUCCUUCUGCACUUUAUUUAGUGGAUGAAAUUUAUGUUCGUGAAUUGUUCGAUGGUACGCUCAGAAGCCAAAGGGCAAAUGGUUAAUGGCAAAUCUUAUGCUAUGCGCGCUCUGUGUAUCAAUCCUGACUCCAUCAAUCUCUCCGACCUCCUUCAGGGCCGCAUUAGCAAUUCCCAUCUUCGUCAAAUCCACGCCCGAGUCUUUCGUCUGCUGAAGCAUCAAGACAAUCUUAUUGCCACUCGACUUAUCGGCCACUACCCACAUUCUGUUGGACUCAGUGUUUUCAAUCAACUCAUACGCCCCAACAUAUUUCCUUGCAAUGCCAUUAUCAGAGUACUUGCUGAACACAACUCUUCGUUCCUUGCCUUUUCCAUCUUCAAAUCUUUGAAGCACCUUUCACUUUCCCCUAAUGACUUCACUUUUUCUUUCCUUCUCAAAGCGUUUCAUCGCUCCAGCCAUGCUCUAAAUGUGAAACAAGUUCAUACCCAUGUCCUGAAAAUGGGUUAUUUAGGUGAUUCUUUUAUCUCCAACGCUCUUCUUGGAGUCUACGCGAGAGGCUUGAAGGAUAUGGCUUCUGCACAUAAGCUGUUCGAUGAAAUGUCGGGUAGGGAAAUAGCUUGUUGGACUUCUUUGAUUGCUGGCUAUGCCCAGAUGGGUCUUGCUGAAAAUGCUCUGCUGCAUUUUGUGAUGAUGAUCGAAGAGAAUAUGCAGCCGGAGGAUGACACCAUGGUUAGUGUUCUGUCUGCUUGUUCCAAGUUUCAUAUUGCUGAAAUUGAGAAAUGGGUUGUAGAAUUAAGACAAUUGGUUAAUAAAUUUGAUCCCAAGAGCUCUUGUUGUGAUUCAAUCAAUAUUGUUCUUAUUUAUCUAUAUGGGAAAUGGGGGAAGAUUGAGAAGAGUGAAGAGAAGUUUAAUGAAAUUGUUGAUAAGAGAAGUGUGCUUGUUUGGAAUUCAAUGAUAAACGCAUAUUUUCAGAAUGGUUGCCCUGUGGAAACCUUGACCCUUUUCCGUUUAAUGGUUGAAAAUUCCCAUUGCAAACCGAACCAUGUUACAAUGGUUACUGUUCUUUCGGCUUGUGCUCUAAUAGGAGAUUUGCAGCUCGGAUGUUGGGUUCAUGACUUUCUCGAACACGGUGGACGUAGAGGUGUCAUUGCAUCAAACAAAAUGUUAGCCACUGCAUUGAUUGAUAUGUAUUGUAAAAGUGGUAGCUUGGAGAGGGCAAAAGAAGUUUUUCAUCAACUAAUCAACAAAGAUGUCAUCUCCUUCAAUGCCAUGAUCAUGGGCCUUGCAGUUAACGGGAAGGGCGACGAGGCAUUGAAGCUUUUCGCCCAAAUGCAAGAGGUUGAUAUAAGACCAACGACUGGAACAUUUGUUAGCUUAUUAUCUGCUUGUAGCCAUUCGGGGUUUCUAGAACAAGGACGUCAAAUUUUUAUUGAAAUGACUACCCGCUAUUUCAUAUUGCCUACUUUAGAACACUAUGCUUGUUACAUUGAUCUUCUUGCUCGGGCUGGCCACUUUGAAGAUGCUCUUGAAGUUGUUUCAACCAUGCCUUUUGAACCUAAUAAUUGUGUUUGGAGUUCUCUGCUGGGAGGCUGCCUACUCCAUUCGAAAUUUGAGUUGGCACAAUAUGUUUCCAAAAAGCUUGUUGAAGUGGAUCCUGAAAACUCUGCUGGCUAUGUAAUGCAGGCUAAUUCAUUUGCUACGGAUCUUCAAUGGGAUGAUGUCUCGGCUUUGAGAUGGUUUAUGAGAGAAAAGGGUGUCCAUAAGCAGCCAGGCCAGAGUUGGAUCAGUAUAGAUGGAAUUGUACAUGAAUUUUUCUCAGCAAUGAAAUCACAUCCUUCUGUCGAUCUAUUAUACAAUACCUUGAAUGAGCUUGAAAAGCAAAUGAAGCUAGUCCUCCCAUAGAAAAAAAACUCACAAGGACCUGAAAUCGGGGAUGACGAUUGACACUGCCCGACACGAUAGGGGACUCUACUUUCUUUCUGACGAGGCUUCCUCUAGGAAUGAUUACCAAUCGGGGUUUAUGUCUUUAAAUUUCUCUGUUUUUGAAAAUGAUGUUAUGUUAUGGCAUUUUCGCUUAGGACAUUCGAAUUUUCAAUAUAUGAAAUAAUUAUUUCCUUA